Ceratina calcarata is the source of this 2289-nucleotide messenger RNA. It is a transcript of the gene Pat1, whose product is annotated as Protein interacting with APP tail-1. The transcript has 9 exons. Bases 106 to 1848 code for a protein of 580 amino acids. The record is from RefSeq and is a predicted model, not a curated record. Gene Ontology annotation, cellular component: Cul2-RING ubiquitin ligase complex. Gene Ontology annotation, molecular function: protein binding; ubiquitin-like ligase-substrate adaptor activity. Gene Ontology annotation, biological process: intracellular protein transport; proteasome-mediated ubiquitin-dependent protein catabolic process. NCBI's taxonomy places the organism in Eukaryota, Metazoa, Arthropoda, Insecta, Hymenoptera, Apidae.
AGUCGUCGAAACAUCAUCACGGAUCACGCUAAGUGUAUGCGCACGAAGCGCGGCUGUGUGGGCGUUCGUGUUUGUGAUUCGUGAUUAUCGAACGAACGUAGGAAAAUGGCUGAAAUACAUAAUCCACCGGUGUUUUCCCCAAAAACUCUGUAUCAGCUAAGUGUAUUGGCGGCCACGAACAAGUUUUUACGCCUGAGAAACUGCUUGUAUGACCUGCCCAACGAUGUGCUCUUCGACAUUUAUUAUCAGUUGUACAAAGAGAAACGAUUAUAUUUACUGGGGAUCGAUCUCCGAAAUCCGAAAAUUUUUUCCCGAAUGUUGACGGUCACUAACCGGAGAGUUCAUCUAUUACAAUGUUUUCAGGGCCUUAUAGAAGACGGAGUGCGGAUCGAAAUAGAUUUAAGCUGUAGUUAUAUAGCGUGUUGCCUUGAUAAUGAAAAUACAGCUGCUCAAGAUAAAUUAAUAGAGCUAGGUUUAAAACUUGGUAGGUUUCUCAGUGAUGCUGGUUGGUACGCGAAAAGCGAAGAGAUAUUGUUAGCAUGUAAAAACUUAUGUCUUGCAAACAAUUCGACGCCAGAUCAAUGGUACAGGACAUUAGAGUGUUACCGCAGGUUGUUGCAUGUCCAAACGACAUACUGCCUGUUUUUGCAAGCAACGGAAACGCAACAGCUUGCACUAGAACUUUUAGAACGAUUAAAAGAGACAGGGCAAGGUGAUUAUAAUUUCGCCGCUAUAUAUACCGAAUUUAGUAAUUUCUUCUGCAAGAAAAAUGAAUACGACAAGGCUUACAGAUGGAGUAUAGAAGCACUGAAACAGCUGAAGUCUUCACUGUCUGCACGUAUUACCGUUGACGUUUUAAGACAUGCAGCGAAAUCGUGCGCACUAAAACGCGAGUUUCAAAGAGGCGGACUGUUGAUUAGACAAGCUGUGUACCUCGCUAAGGCAGUAUUUGGUAUAGACCAUCCCGUGUACAGUAAUGUUCUUGUAGAUUAUGCAUUUUAUUGGUUAAAUUUUGAUAACAUUAUUAACAGCAUAAAUCUUUAUAAGGAUGCAUUAGCUAUUAGAACGGAAAUAUUUGGUGACAUGAAUCUUCAUGUCGCAUUGGCACACGAGGAUUUAGCUUACGCUCUUUACGUGUACGAAUAUAGUUCCGGUAUCUUUCCCGAAGCAAGAGUUCACAUUGAGAAAGCAAUAAAUAUAAUGUUAAAACUUUUAAAUGGGCAUCAUUUGUUGUUAGCGAGCGCAAAACGAAUAAAUGCAUUAAUCCUUGAAGAAAUAGCGUUAGGUAGUACGUUGUCGACCUUAUCGAAACAGAACCUACUCUUCAAGGCAGAAUACCUACAUUUGUUUGCUUUGCAAUUGGCUAAAGAUGCAUUCGGCGAAAGAAAUAUACAAACAGCAAAGCAAUACGGAAACUUGGGGCGCGUGUAUCAGAGCAUGGGGAAAUGUAAGGAAGCUGAGUCGAUGCACCUUAAAGCUAUAAGAAUCAAAGAAGAAUUAUUAGGAUCAGACGAUUACGAAGUUGGUUUGAGCGUAGGUCACUUGGCUUCGCUGUAUAAUUAUCACAUGAACCGAUACAGAGAUGCAGAAAAACUUUAUUACAGAAGUAUCAAAAUUUAUUUAAAAUGGUUUGGUGAAAGCUACAGUGGCCUUGAAUACGACUAUCACGGUCUCUUAAACGUUUAUACGAAAUUGAACGAGUCUGACAAAGUUCACGAGUACGAAGUAAUUUUUAACAAGUGGAGGUUGUUGAGAAGUAAGCAUUUACAGUCAGAGGAACCGACCAUCGAUCCUAAAAGAUUGCCACAACCGAUCAAAGAAGUAAUCGAGAGAUUUUUUUCUAUGUAAUAUACAUGUACAUUAAUUUUUUAUCGAUCACUGACUCGCCGACUUUACUUACAAUUGAUUUUUAUUUCUUCGUUGAGGUGACUCGAGCCAAAGCAUAAAUGAAAUCUCGAAUUGCAUUAUUUGAUACUGUGAUAAGGUAUCAAUCAUAUAUUCUUUGGUUAUGUCGUAAACGUUCUUUAAAUGUGGUCACAUGAAUUUUUUCAUGUCUCUUCUUUGUACCUCACCAUUUUGUAUGUAUUAAUUACAUUUCCAACUAGUUUUUAGCAAGAAAUUGAUAACAAUUAAGUUGAAUAUCUCGGUAAGAAGAGAUAACAAAUUGCCAGAUACUGAACGAUCUGUUAAAUACACAAAUCUAGUGGUAUCAAACAUGUGAUAUAGUUACUUUCUACUGAAUAUGUUGUUCCUGUACAAACAUUUUAAUAAACAACAGAUCAAAAUGAA